AUGUGGCGAAUUAUUAUAGCAACAUGUCUUGCAGCAACUGCAGCAUCUCUAAUACCAAACUACAAAUCAAACGAUGGUUAUGGUACGCCAACAGGAUACGAUGACCAUUACGGGAAAAUGACACAUGGUCAUAGCGGUAACACAGAUCACGGUGACAGUAACGGAAAAAAAGGAUACAGUGACGGUUAUAGUAAUACAGGUUACGAUGACAGUUACGGGAAACAUGGAUACAGUGACGGUUAUGGUAAAACAGGUUACGAUAACGGUUACGGGAAAGCAGGAAACAGUGGAGGUAAUGCAAACACAGGAAAUUCGCUCAACCAUAUAGCCGAAAUUUUAGGUGGACCUCAAAGCACACAUACAUCGUCCGGUCACGGAAAAGACUAUGGAUCUUCAGGAUAUAAAAAAUCGAAAAAAGUUGUAGUUGUAUCGCACUCUGGAAACACAGGAACUUCGGUCAACCAUAUAGCUGGAAUUUUAGGUGGAUCUCAAAGCACACAUACAUCGUCAGGUUAUGGAAAUGACUAUGGGUCUUCAGGAUAUAAGAAACAUAAAAACGGUGUAGUUGUAUCAAACUCUGGAGUAACAGGACAUUCAGUCAACCAUAUAGCCGGAAUCUUAGGUGGUGGAUCUCAGGGUGCACAUACAUCGUCAGGUUAUGAUAAUGACUAUGGGUCUUCAGGAUAUAAGAAACCUAAAAAGGUUGUAGUUGUAUCAAACUCUGGAAGCACAGGAAAUUCAGUCGGUAAUCUAGCCGAAAUCUUAGGUGGUGGAUCUCAGGGGACACAUACUUCGUCAGGUUAUGGAAAUGACUAUGGGUCUUCAGGAUAUAAGAAAAAUAAAAAAGUUGCAGUUGUAUCGCACUCUGGAAGCACAGGAAAUUCAGUCGGUAAUCUAGCCGGAAUCUUAGGUGGUGGAUCUCAGGGUACACAUACAUCGUCAGGUUAUGGAAAUGACUAUGGGUCUUCAGGAUAUAAGAAACAUGAAAACGGUGUAGUAUCAAACUCUGGAGUAACAGGAAACUCAGUCAACCAUAUAGCCGGAAUCUUAGGUGGUGGAUCUCAGGGUACACAUACAUCGUCAGGUUAUGGAAAUGACUAUGGAUCUUCAGAAUAUAAGAAACCUAAAAAAAAUGUAGUUGUAUCAAACUCUGGAAGCACAGGAAAUUCAGCCGGCAAUCAAGUCGGAAUCUUAGGUGGUGGAUCUCAGGGUACAGAUACAUCGUCAGGUUAUGGAAAUGACUAUGGGUCUUCAGGAUAUAAGAAACCUAAAAAAGUUGUAGUUGUAUCGCACUCUGGAAACACAGGUAUUUCAGUCGGCAAUCUAGCCGGAAUCUUAGGUGGUGGAUCUCAGGGUACACAUACAUCGUCAGGUUAUGGAAAUGACUAUGGGUCUUCAGGAUAUAAGAAACAUAAAAACGGUGUAGUUGUAUCAAACUCUGGACUAACAGGAAAUUCUGUCAACCAUAUAGCCGGAAUCUUAGGUGGUGGAUCUCAGGGUACACAUACAUCGUCAGGUUAUGGAAAUGACUAUGGAUCUUCAGGAUAUAAGAAACCUAAAAAAAAUGUAGUUGUAUCAAACUCUGGAAGCCCAGGAAAUCCAGCCGGCAAUCAAGUCGGAAUCUUAGGUGGUGGAUCUCAGGGUACACAUACAUCGUCAGGUUAUGGAAAUGACUAUGGGUCUUCAGGAUAUAAGAAACAUAAAAACGGUGUAGUUGUAUCAAACUCUGGAAGCACAGGAAAUUCAGUCGGCAAUCUAGCCGGAAUCUUAGGUGGUGGAUCUCAGGGUACACAUACAUCGUCAGGUUAUGGAAAUGACUAUGGGUCUUCAGGAUAUAAGAAACAUAAAAAAGUUGUAGUUGUAUCAAACUCUGGAAGCACAGGAAAUAAAGCCGGCAAUCUAGCCGGAAUAUUAGGUGGUGGAUCUCAGGGGACACAUACAUCGUCAGGUUAUGGAAAUGACUAUGGGUCUUCAGGAUAUAAGAAACAUAAAAAAGUUGUAGUUGUAUCAAACUCUGGAAGCACAGGAAAUUCAGCCGGCAAUCUAGCCGGAAUCUUAGGUGGUGGAUCUCAGGGUACACAUUCAUCGUCAGGUUACGGAAAUGACUAUGGAUCUUCAGGAUAUAAGAAACAUAAAAACGGUGUAGUUGUAUCAAACUCUGGAGUAACAGGACAUUCAGUCAACCAUAUAGCCGGAAUCUUAGGUGGUGGAUCUCAGGGUGCACAUACAUCGUCAGGUUAUGGAAAUGACUAUGGGUCUUCAGGAUAUAAGAAACCUAAAAAGGUUGUAGUUGUAUCAAACUCUGGAAGCACAGGAAAUUCCGUCGGUAAUCUAGCCGGAAUCUUAGGUGGUGGAUCUCAGGGGACACAUACUUCGUCAGGUUAUGGAAAUGACUAUGGGUCUUCAGGAUAUAAAAAACAUAAAAAAGUUGUAGUUGUAUCGCACUCUGGAAGCACAGGACAUUCAGUCAACCAUAUAGCCGGAAUCUUAGGUGGUGGAUCUCAGGGUACACAUACAUCGUCAGGUUAUGGAAAUGACUAUGGGUCUUCAGGAUAUAAGAAACAUAAACACGGUGUAGUAUCAAACUCUGGAGUAACAGGAAAUUCAGUCAACCAUAUAGCCGGAAUAUUAGGUAGUGGAUCUCAAAGCACACAUACAUCGUCAGGUUAUGGAAAUGACUAUGGGUCCCCAGGAUAUAAGAAACCUAAAAAAGUUGUAGUUGUAUUAAACUCUGGAAGCACAGGAAAUUCAGCCGGCAAUCUAGCCGGAAUAUUAGGUGGUGGAUCUCAGGGGACACAUACAUCGUCAGGUUAUGGAAAUGACUAUGGGUCUUCAGGUUAUAAGAAACCUAAAAAAGUUGUAGGGAUAUCAAACUCUGGAAGCACAGGAAAUUCAGUCGGCAAUCUAGCUGGAAUCUUAGGUGGGGGAUCUCAGGGUACACAUACUUCGUCAGGUUAUGGAAAUGACUAUGGAUCUUCAGGAUACAAAAAAACGAAAAGGGUUGUAGUUGUCUCAAACUCUGGAAGCACAGGAAGUUCAGUCGGCAAUCUAGCCGGAAUCUUAGGUGGUGGAUCUCAGGGCACACAUACAUCGUCAGGAUAUGGAAAAGACUAUGGGUCUUCAGGAUAUAAAAAAUCUAAGAAGGUUAUAGUUAUACCAAGCUCUAGCAACACAGGAAAUUCGGUCGGUCAUAUAGCCGGAAUUUUAAGUGGAACUCAAAGCACAGACAUAUUGUCAGGUCACGGAAAUGACUGUCGGUCUUCCGAAUAUAGAAAAUCUAAGAAGGUUAUUGUGGUACCGAACACAAGCACCACAGGAAAUUUGGUCGGCCGCAUAUCGAACAUUUUAGGCGGAUUUCAAAACACACAUACAUCUUCAGGCUAUGGAAAAGACUAUGGGUCUUCAGGAUAUAAGAAACCUAAAAAAGUUGUAGUUGUAUCGCACUCUGGAAGCACAGGAAAUUCAGUCGGCAAUCUAGCCGGAAUCUUAGGAGGUGGAUCUCAGGGGACACAUACAUCGUCAGGUUAUGGAAAUGACUAUGGAUCUUCAGGAUAUAAAAAAUCUAAGAAGUUUAUAGUUGUUCCGAACACUAGCAACACAGUACAUUCGGCCCGAAUUAUAGCCGGAAAUUUAGGUGGAUCUCAAAACACACAUACUUCUUUAGGUCACGGAAAAGACUACGGGUCUUCAGGAUAUAAAAAAUCUAAGAAGGUCUUAGUUGUUCCGAACACUAGCAACACAGUACAUUCAGCCCGAAUUAUAGCCGGAAUUUUAGGUGGAUCUCAAAACUCACAUACAUCUUCAGGUCACGGGAAAGACUAUGGCUCUUCAGGCUAUAAGAAACCUAAAAACGUUGUAGGUGUAUCGCACUCUGGAAGGACAGGACAUUCAGUCGGCAAUCUAGCCGGAAUCUUAGGUGGUGGAUCUCAGGGGACACAUACAUCGUCAGGUUAUGGAAAUGUCUAUGGGUCUUCAGGAUAUAAGAAACAUAAAAAAGUUGUAGUUGUAUCAAACUCUGGAAGCACAGGAAAUUCAGUCGGCAAUCUAGCCGGAAUUUUAGGUGGUGGAUCUCAAAGCACACAUACAUCGUCAGGUUAUGGAAAUGACUAUGGGUCUUCAGGAUAUAAGAAACCUAAAAAAGUUGUAGUUGUAUCGCACUCUGGAAGCACAGGCAAUUCAGUCGGCAAUCUAGCCGGAAUCUUAGGUGGUGGAUCUCAGGGGACACAUACAUCGUCAGGUUAUGGAAAUGACUAUGGGUCUUCAGGAUAUAAGAAACCUAAAAACGUUGUAGGUGUAUCGCACUCUGGAAGCACAGGAAAUUCAGUCGGCAAUCUAGCCGGAAUCUUAGGUGGUGGAUCUCAGGGGACACAUACAUCGUCAGGUUAUGGAAAUGUCUAUGGGUCUUCAGGAUAUAAGAAACAUAAAAAAGUUGUAGUUGUAUCAAACUCUGGAAGCACAGGAAAUUCAGUCGGCAAUCUAGCCGGAAUUUUAGGUGGUGGAUCUCAGGGUUCACAUACAUCGUCAGGUUAUGGAAAUGACUAUGGGUCUUCAGGAUAUAAGAAACCUAAAAAAGUUGUAGUUGUAUCGCACUCUGGAAGCACAGGAAAUUCAGUCGGCAAUCUAGCCGGAAUCUUAGGUGGUGGAUCUCAGGGGACACAUACUUCGUCAGGUUAUGGAAAUGACUAUGGGUCUUCAGGAUAUAAGAAACAUAAAAACGUUGUAGGUGUAUCGCACUCUGGAAGCACAGGAAAUGCAGUCGGCAAUCUAGCCGGAAUCUUUGGUGGUGGAUCUCAGGGCACACAUACAUCGUCAGGUUAUGGAAAUGACUAUGGAUCUUCAGGAUAUAAAAAAUCUAAGAAGUUUAUAGUUGUUCCGAACACUAGCAACACAGUACAUUCGGCCCGAAUUAUAGCCGGAAAUUUAGAUGGAUCUCAAAACAUACAUACUUCUUCAGGUCACGGAAAAGACUAUGGGUCUUCAGGAUAUAAAAAUUCUAAGAAGUUUAUAGUUGUUCCGAACACUAGCAACACAGUACAUUCGGCCCGAAUUAUAGCCGGAAAUUUAGAUGGAUCUCAAAACUCACAUACAUCUCCAGGUUACGGGAAAGACUAUGGCUCUUCAGGAUAUAAGAAAUAUAAAAAGGUUGUAGUUGGAUCUAACUCUGGCAACACAGGAAAUUCGGUUGACCAUAUAGCUGCAAUUUUAGGCGGAUCUCAAAGCACACAUACACCGUGGUCUGGUCACGGAAAAGACUAUGGGUCUUCAGGAUAUAAAAAAUCUAAGAAGGUUAUAGUUGUACCAAGCACUAGCAACACAGGAAAUUCGGUCGGCCACAUAUCCAAUAUCUUAGGUGGAUCUCUAAGCACACAUACUACUUCAGGUCACGGAAAUGACUAUGGGUCUACAGGGUAUCGAAAGAAGGUUGACAAGGGAGGCGUUUUACGAUGA
Molecule: messenger RNA, 5448 nt
Organism: Mytilus trossulus (common blue mussel)
Lineage: Eukaryota; Metazoa; Mollusca; Bivalvia; Mytilida; Mytilidae
Product: hornerin-like
Exons: 4
Coding region: 1-5448 (1815 amino acids)
Source: RefSeq, a predicted model, not a curated record